Cyclopterus lumpus (lumpfish) is the source of this 2158-nucleotide messenger RNA. RefSeq names its product deubiquitinase DESI2. The record is from RefSeq and is a predicted model, not a curated record. The transcript is spliced from 5 exons. The coding region runs from base 502 to 1140 and encodes 212 amino acids. Gene Ontology annotation, molecular function: deubiquitinase activity. Lineage: Eukaryota; Metazoa; Chordata; Actinopteri; Perciformes; Cyclopteridae. Gene Ontology annotation, biological process: protein deubiquitination.
CCGUCGCCCCGCUCGCUCCGUCCGGAGUCGACUCGCUUCCUGCCCGCCGCCGUCAGCUCGCUGCCUCGGGAGCGUCCAGUCGGACAUUAUGUUUUAAUAUCUUCUUUUGUGUCCUUUUCGCCGACUCAUCCGUUACGGGAAGAUGCACGUGCGACGCCCCCGUCCUCACGCGCCCCCCGGAAGACGGUCCGCUCUGUAAAGUCCGCUUUCUGGUUCUUUUCUUUGGACCGAGGCGGGGAGGCUCAUCUGCCCGCCGCCGCUGCUCCGCGUUCGGGGGAGGGACAAAGCCAGGCGGAUGCUGAACAAACAAACAAACAAACAAACAAAGCAACAAAUAACCACAACGCACCGGGUCGAAUCAUCAUCUGUCGUGAGGAGGUUUUCUUUUGUACAGGGCCAGGUCUAUAUUUAGGGGGAGCGAGAGUUCUGGCUCUCGCUGCGGGGGGAAGGAGGGAGGAAGACCCGCAGAGAAGGAGGGACGUGCAGGGUGGUGUGGACCGGAUGCCAGUGAUGGCCAACGAGCCGAUCAUCCUGAACGUCUACGAUAUGUACUGGAUCAAUGAGUUCACCAGCACUCUGGGAAUCGGCGUCUUUCACUCAGGGAUCGAGCUCUAUGGAAGAGAGUUCGCCUACGGCGGACACCCGUACCCGUUCUCGGGGAUCUUCGAGAUUUCGCCCGGCGACGCGACCGAACUCGGCGAGACAUUUAAGUUCAAAGAAGCCAUCGUCCUGGGCAGCACGGACUUCACGGAGGAGGACGUGGAGCGGAUCGUGGAGGAGAUGGGGAAGGAGUACAAAGGAAACGCCUACCACCUCAUGCACAAGAACUGCAACCACUUCUCCUCGGCACUGUCGGAGAUCCUGUGCGGCAGGGAGACCCCCCGCUGGGUGAACCGCCUGGCCUACUUCAGCUCCUGCGUGCCGUUCCUCCAGAGCUGCCUGCCCAAAGAGUGGCUGACCCCGGCCGCCCUCCAGUCCAGCGUCAGCCAGGAGCUCCACGGAGGAGGAGGGGGGGGGGAGCUGGAGGAGGCGGAGGACGCGGCGGCCUCGGCCUCCCUGGCGUCCAUGUCGCCCUGCUCCCCCUCCUCCUCCAGCCCUUCCUCUUUGCCUCGCUAUUCUCGCCACCAGCCCCGCCGGUAGACGCCUACCGGGGUCCAGGACCACCAGCCCCGCCGGUAGACGCCUACCGGGGUCCAGGACCACCAGCCCCGCCGGUAGACGCCUACCGGGGUCCAGGACCACCAGGCCCGCCGGUAGACGCCUACCGGGGUCCAGGACCACCAGGCCCGCCGGUAGACGCCUACCGGGGUCCAGGACCACCAGCCCCGCCGGUAGACGCCUACCGGGGUCCAGGACCACCAGGCCCCGCCGGUAGACGCCUACCGGGGUCCAGGACCACCAGCCCCGCCGGUAGACGCCUACCGGGGUCCAGGACCACCAGCCCCGCCGGUAGACGCCUACCGGGGUCCAGGACCACCAGGCCCGCCGGUAGACGCCUACCGGGGUCCAGGACCACCAGCCCCGCCGGUAGACGCCUACCGGGGUCCAGGACCACCAGCCCCCCCGGUAGACGCCUACCGGGGUCCAGGACCACCAGGCCCGCCGGUAGACGCCUACCGGGGUCCAGGACCACCAGGCCCGCCGGUAGACGCCUACCGGGGUCCAGGACCACCAGGCCCCCCGGUAGACGCCUACCGGGGUCCAGGACCACCAGGCCCGCCUCCCCCUUCAAGUCCGUCUCACGUCCACCAGCCACGUCCAGAUGUUUCCAGCGGCUACUCGCUGGAUGGUGCUACUCCCCCGUCCGGUUGGGGGAGGGGGGGGAGGGGGGGAGGGGUCCGACCUUCCAACAGCCGGAUUCAACUCGAGUCGUCAGAUGUUCACACGGAAAAUACCGAUUUAUUAUGUGUGACUUUUCUCCAACAGGGAACCGGUCGUCUUGGGGUUCACGUGGAGUUUGAAUCUCGGUCGUCGGUUUCAGCCUUUAAUCUGAAACGCCUCUCAGACUCAAACUGAUCCAGAGCCAGUUGGAGGAACCACAGCUCGGUUCAGCUCACGUCAUCUUUUAAAGGUCCGAUCUGUAUCGACCGGACGGAACCUUGAAAAGUUGUUAUUUAUUCAUUUAUAUGUUUAAAUUAAAGGAGCCUUUUGUUACCAG